GGACACCAGCUCGCCACCGCUGCUGCUGAUCAUCAGGUAGCUAUAGUGUACUGUAGAGUGUUGGCACCUAGCUGCGUCAUGUUCCUGGAGGGACACCUGGGCCCCGUGCUGGGCGCCGACUGGGCCCCCGCCGGACACCAGCUCGCCACCGCUGCUGCUGAUCAUCAGACAAAAAUCUGGGAUCUAAGACGUCGAUCAGCGCUGUAUACCAUUCCUUCACACACACAUUUAUUGAGCGAUGUUCGAUACCAGAAGAGUCACGGUCAUUUCUUACUAACUUCAUCUUAUGAUAAGACAGCUAAGAUCUGGUCCAACCCCGCCUGGCAUCCGCUUAGAACGCUCUCCGGACAUGAUAAUAAGGUGAUGAGCGCAGAUAUAUCGUAUGAUAAUAAGUACAUAGCGACGUGUUCUUACGAUAGAACGUUCAAACUUUGGGCGCCCGAUCUAGCCUAAAUUAUAAAUAAUUAUAAUUGUUGAUUUAUAUAAAAAUAAUAGUGUCAAUGGUACACCUAACUUUACUCUGUGGUGUUUUUGGUCUAUGGAUCUCUGGUUCUAGUUUUAAGUUGUCUAUGAUUUGAAAUAUAGUUCGUUCCAAGUCAAAUAAGAAAACACGCUGUUUUAUUUCGUUUUAAUAGGUUAUGGGCCCAGAAUUUAUGGCCUUUAGGGUUUUAGCUAGUUAUCGCGAGUUUAUAAGUUGUCAAGUAACUAGUUUAAUAAUAAAUCGCAGUUGGAUAAUUAGAUUAGCUAGCCUAGGCGGGUCUUCUUUUAGUUUGCAGCGAUUCUAAAGAUGGCGACAAACUAUAUCAUAAAUGUGCCGAAAUUAAGAGGACGAGAAAAUUACAGUGAAUGGGUAUUUGCAGCGGAAAACUUUUUGAUCCUAGAAGGUAUGAUGAAAUGCAUCAAACCAGGAGCAGAUGUGAAAGAGUUUGCCGAGGAUGAUGCAAAAACAAAAGCCAAGCUGAUUCUCACGAUUGACUCUUCAUUGUAUGUGCACAUUAAAAAUGUUUCUACUACCAAGGAAUUAUGGGAGAAACUAAGGGCUUUAUUUGACGAUUCCGGUUUUACAAGAAGAAUAAGCUUACUAAGAACUUUAAUUUCUAUAAGACUCGAAAAUUGUGGUUCCAUGAUUGCUUAUGUGACACAAAUUAUAGAAACAGGGCAAAAGUUGUGCAAUACAGGAUUCAAUUUGAACGACGAGUGGAUUGGUUCAUUGCUAUUAGCGGGGCUGCCUGAAAAAUAUGCCCCCAUGAUAAUGGCCAUAGAACAUUCGGGUAUUCAGAUUACAACGGACGCCAUAAAAAGUAAGUUGCUUGAUAUGGAAUCAGGAAACGGAACGAAUGAAGAAUCGAAUGGCGCUUUGGCCAGUGGUUAUAAAGGUUGGCAACAUUCAUCGGCCAGGAAGUCUAUGGUUAGCAAAACUAAUAAUGCAAAUCAUGGCGGCCAUCAUGGAUCGAUAUUGUCAACAAAGCCGAAGAAAGAAAUUAAAUGUUAUCGAUGUAAACAAAUAGGCCACUUCAAAUCGCAAUGUACGGCCGAAAUUUCGAAUAACAAAGGAAAUGAACGUAAACAAACAAACGCGUUCAGUGCGGUCUUUCUAAGCGGAAACUUUAAUAACCAAGACUGGUAUGUCGAUUCGGGAGCGAGUGUGCACUUGACGCCAAAUAAACAAUGGCUUUCGAACAUUUCUUACGAAAAAGAAGGUCAGACGAUUUUGAUAGCCGACAAAACAAAAGUGCCGAUUGCGUGUACCGGAGAUAUACAGAUUUCUACAAUAGUUAAUGAUUGCAGUUUUGAUGUAGACAUAAAAGAUGUGUUUUGUGUACCGAAAUUGACGACCAACUUGCUAUCUGUUAGCCAAUUAAUUAACAAAGGUAAUAAUGUUGUAUUUACUUCAAACUCCUGUGAAAUAUACAAUCAGAAAGGUACAUUAGUUGCUCACGCGUUGUUACAAAAUGGAGUUUACAAGCUUCAACUUCAGGAGAAUAUGUCUGCAGCAGCAAUCAUAUCUGGUGAGCUCUGGCAUCGCAGGUUAGGACAUGUUAAUAGUGAAUGUCUUAAUAAAAUGCAGAAUGCAGUCGAUGGUUUAACUUUGAAGGAGAAAGUUGAUAUCUCAAAGUCUACCUGUUCCGUGUGCUGUGAAGGAAAACAAACGAGAUUACCUUUUAGUCAUACCGCAAAAGGAGUACAGAGGUGUUGAAUAUUAUUCACACAGAUAUUUGUGGACCUAUGGAGUGCGAGUCUAUUGGAGGUUCUAAAUAUUUUAUUUUAUUUGUCGACGAUUACAGUAGAAUGACAGCUAUUUAUUUUCUGAAAAACAAGAAUGAUGCAUUGAAAAGUUUUAAGGAAUAUAAAGUGUUAGUUGAAAAUCAGACAAAUAAAAAGAUAAAAAUUAUAAGAAGCGAUAAUGGAAGAGAGUUCUGCAAUGCUGAGUUUAAUGAUU
This is a messenger RNA of Helicoverpa armigera (cotton bollworm), 2440 nucleotides long. Its product is annotated as U4/U6 small nuclear ribonucleoprotein Prp4-like. Lineage: Eukaryota; Metazoa; Arthropoda; Insecta; Lepidoptera; Noctuidae. Bases 79 to 453 code for a protein of 124 amino acids. Gene Ontology annotation, molecular function: U4 snRNA binding; protein binding; U6 snRNA binding. The record is from RefSeq and is a predicted model, not a curated record. Gene Ontology annotation, cellular component: U4/U6 x U5 tri-snRNP complex. The transcript has 4 exons. Gene Ontology annotation, biological process: mRNA splicing, via spliceosome.